AUGGCCGCGCGUUUUACGGCCGCGCAGGUUCUAGAACAGAUCUUGUCCAGCGUGGACCAAGAAGACUACUCGGAUUGCCAGGAGGAGGAGGACGGAGAGGUUUCGGAAGAGGAAGACGGGGAGGAAUACAAACCAGAGAGCCGCGAGGUCGACGAUGCCUCUUCUCCCUCUUCUGAGGAAGAGCAGCCCGAGGAAGAGGCGCCCGAGGACGAGCACGAGGACGAGCACGAGGACCGCGGCGAGGAAGAGAUCUCCUCGGCCCCGGACCGACGGGAGCCGCCGUUGCUGUCGAAAAACGGCAAAAUCGAGUGGUCCCCCACUCCGGGCCCCACGGCCUAUGCCGCGACACAGGCCCGCGACAUCGCGUCCGCCUUCCACCUGUUUGUCACACCGGCGAUAGAAAGGAUAAUUGUGGAAAUGACGAACCUGCACGGGGCCAGAAAAUACGGCGACGGCUGGCGACCCAUGGACGCCACGGACCUGCGCGCCUACCUAGGGCUGCUGAUCCUAGCGGGCGUCUACAGGUCCCGGGGCGAGGCCGCGGCAAGCCUGUGGGACGCCGAGAGCGGCAGGACCGUGUUCCGAGUCACCAUGUCGCUCAAGGUUUUUCACAGGUACUCGAGGCUGCUGCGAUUCGACGACCGCCAGUCGAGACCCGCCAGACUCGCCACGGACAAACUCGCAGCCAUACGGGAGGUCUGGGACCUGUGGGAGGCGCGGCUGCCGGCCCUCUACAACCCGGGGCCCGACGUGACGGUGGACGAGCAACUGGUCCCGUUCAGAGGCCGCUGUCCUUUCCGUCAGUACAUCCCCAGCAAGCUGGCCAAAUACGGCAUCAAGUCGUGGGUGGCCUGCGACGCCAAGUCCAGCUACGCUUGGAAGAUGCAAGUGUACACCGGCAAGGCGGCCGGCGGAGGCCCCGAGAAGAACCAGGGGAUGCGCGUCGUCCUCGAUCUGACAACGGGCCUGAGUGGUCGCAACGUCACCUGCGACAACUUCUUCACCUCCUACGACCUGGGCCAGCGGCUCCUGGAGAGGAACCUCACCAUGGUGGGCACGGUGAUAAAGAACAAGGCCGAGCUCCCGCCCGCGCUGCUCGAGUCCAGGGGCAGACAGUUCCUGUCUUCCAGGUUCGCCUUCACGCCCACCGCCACUCUGGUGUCCUACCUGGCAAAGAGAAACAAGAACGUGCUACUCUUGAGCACGCUGCACACAGAGGGCCAAAUCAGCGAUCGCCGCGACAAGAAGCCGGCCCUCAUCCUAGACUACAACUGCAACAAUGGCGGCGUGGACAACCUAGACAAGGUGGUGGGCACCUACAGCUGCAGACGGAUGACUGCCCGCUGGCCCCUGGUCGUCUUCCACAACAUCCUCGACGUGUCCUCCUACAACGUCUUUGUCAUAUGGCGAGAGGUCAAGCCUGACUGGAUGCCUGGCAAGCGGAACAAGCGCAGGGUGUUCCUCGAGCAGCUGGGAAAGGCACUCGAGAAGCCGCUGAUCCAAAGAAGGCAGCAUCUGCGCCGCACCGAAGCGGCGUCAGCCCUUGUCAAAGUCCUACAGAGUGCUACGGCGGCGCCUCCUGAUCAACAGCGCCAGGGCCCCGCCGCUGGCACGGCCGCUGCCCCGCUCGUUGCCCCGGCCACCGGGGCAAGUAAGAGGAAGAGGUGUCAGCUCUGCCCACCCAAGAAGGACUCCAAGACACACACGGUGUGA
Messenger RNA from Oncorhynchus nerka (sockeye salmon), 1713 nucleotides. RefSeq names its product piggyBac transposable element-derived protein 4-like. The transcript has 3 exons. The coding region runs from base 1 to 1713 and encodes 570 amino acids. Lineage: Eukaryota; Metazoa; Chordata; Actinopteri; Salmoniformes; Salmonidae. The record is from RefSeq and is a predicted model, not a curated record.